UUCAACCCCCAAACCCUUUCCCCCCCAUUACAGUAAUCACCUCGCAAUGAAAGCUUCCAAAGCCCAAUCAACACAGUACCUGGCACAUAAUGGUUGAUGUCCUUCAUAUUAAAAGGGGACUAAAAUGACAUUGUUACAUCAGGGUUAAUGUACAGUGUAUCUAUGUGUGGUGGUUCAGACAAAUACAAGCUUGGAAGACUAGAGCACAAAUCAGGUACAAAUAGCCCAUAUGAAUGUUGGAAUGAGGGUGUCUCUAAGUUUUCACAUCUUGUGUUUCUUUUGCAUUACAGAAAUUCUGCUUUUCUCAUAGCACUCAGCAUUUUCUUUGAUGUAGGAAUGUCAUUCAGAAUGGUCUUGACUUGGAUUCCUUGAAGAAGAGUGGGUGGUUCUUGGAGAUUGGGGAUGAGGGCACUGAACAGUUGAUGGUACAUUGCAACAGAAGUGGCACAGAGGGAGGAGACCAGGGAAACUCAUAAAGCUGCCUCAGCUCAGGGGAGCCAGAGUCAGGGCUGAUACUACUGGAAAACAGAAGACACAUGACAGAGUUUGACUCCACUUUCGGCACAGCUCAACUAUAUUGGAGCUCACACACAGACAAAGACUAGGAAGAAAAGAAAUUGUGGAAGUGAGAGACAAGGAAGAACUAGAGGAAGAGAGGCAGCUUGAAGAUAAGGAAGCAGCUCCCUCAGGCUCCAUUUUGGCCAUCAGUGGCACCAUGUCAUUUUCAAGGGACCCAGAGAGCAGUGGAAGGGAAGUGAUUUCUGAUGAAAGGUUCAUGAAGCUUACUUUGCCACCCCAGUUUGUUCCAGGACAUUUGGAAGACUUGGAAGAUGCCCUCAUCCAGAGAUCACCUGACUAUACACUCUCUGAACAUGGGAAAGAGAAGGAGACAAAAGUGCAGAAAGAUUGUAAACUGAGAAGUCAACUGAAAGAUAAUGAAGCAUUUCUUUCAUGCUCCAUUUUGGUUCAUGGUGCCACCAUGUCAGCUUCAAGUGACCCACAGAACAAUGGAAGUGAAGUGAAUUCUGAUGAAGGGUUCAUGAGGAUUCCUUUGUCACCUCAGUUUGUUCCAGGAUGUUUGGAAGCCUUGGAAGAUGCCCUUGAAGUAAAUUCUGAUGCAGGACUCAUGAGGAUUCCUUUGCCACCUCAGUUUGUUCCAGGAUGUUUGGAAGUCUUGGAAGAUGCCCUUGAAGUGAAUUCUGAUGCAGGAUUCAUGAGGAUUCCUUUGCCACCUCAUUUUGUUCCAGAAUGUUUGGAAGACUUGGAAGAUGCCCUUAUGUGCCUCAACUUUCCUCCUGCUUACAAAAUUGAUGAAAGUAAAGACAACUGCAGUGAUAACAGUGGUGGUGAAAAUCCCACUGAUUUCAAUGAUAGGCAUAGGAGUGGCAGGGAUCACAGUGACAAUCACAGCCAUGAAAAGCAUGCCAAUGAUGUCUACAGCAAUGGCUAUGGUGAAUAUGGACAGGGGAUUGCUGAAAAAGCCUUGAGAAGGGAUUAAAAUGUUUGGAAUGGCUUCUUCUGGUGAAGGGGAGAGGGAAUCCUUUAGGGAGGGUUCGAAGGACUGGCUCUUAAAAAAUCUGAAUUAAAAUUAUUGA
This is a messenger RNA of Gracilinanus agilis (Agile Gracile Mouse Opossum), 1595 nucleotides long. RefSeq lists its product as uncharacterized. The transcript is spliced from 2 exons. The coding region runs from base 716 to 1498 and encodes 260 amino acids. The record is from RefSeq and is a predicted model, not a curated record. Lineage: Eukaryota; Metazoa; Chordata; Mammalia; Didelphimorphia; Didelphidae.